This is a messenger RNA of Piliocolobus tephrosceles (Ugandan red Colobus), 3641 nucleotides long. It is a transcript of the gene NAP1L1, whose product is annotated as nucleosome assembly protein 1 like 1. Bases 239 to 1414 code for a protein of 391 amino acids. Gene Ontology annotation, biological process: nucleosome assembly. NCBI's taxonomy places the organism in Eukaryota, Metazoa, Chordata, Mammalia, Primates, Cercopithecidae. The transcript has 15 exons. Gene Ontology annotation, cellular component: nucleus. The record is from RefSeq and is a predicted model, not a curated record.
CUCUCGCUCGCGUUGCUGGGAGACGACAAGGCCGGGGGGAGGGCGGCGAGAGGGCCCUACGUGCUGACGCUAAUUGUAUAUGAGCGCGAGCGGCGGGCUCUUGGGUCUUUUUUAGCGCCAUCUGCUCGCGGCGCCGCCUCCUGCUCCUCCCGCCGCCGCUGCCGCCCUGAGUCACUGCCUGCGCAGCUCCGCCGCCUGGCUCCCCAUACUAGCCGCCGAUAUUUGGAGUUCUUACAACAUGGCAGACAUUGACAACAAAGAACAGUCUGAACUUGAUCAAGAUUUGGAUGAUGUUGAAGAAGUAGAAGAAGAGGAAACUGGUGAAGAAACAAAAAUCAAAGCACGUCAGCUAACUGUUCAGAUGAUGCAAAAUCCUCAGAUUCUUGCAGCCCUUCAAGAAAGACUUGAUGGUCUGGUAGAAACACCAACAGGAUACAUUGAAAGCCUGCCUAGGGUAGUUAAAAGACGAGUGAAUGCUCUCAAAAACCUGCAAGUUAAAUGUGCACAGAUAGAAGCCAAAUUCUAUGAGGAAGUUCACGAUCUUGAAAGGAAGUAUGCUGUUCUCUAUCAGCCUCUGUUUGAUAAGCGAUUUGAGAUUAUUAAUGCAAUUUAUGAACCUACGGAAGAAGAAUGUGAAUGGAAACCAGAUGAAGAAGAUGAGAUUUCGGAGGAAUUGAAAGAAAAGGCCAAGAUCGAAGAUGAGAAAAAGGAUGAAGAAAAAGAAGACCCCAAAGGAAUUCCUGAAUUUUGGUUAACUGUUUUUAAGAACGUUGACUUGCUCAGUGAUAUGGUUCAGGAACAUGAUGAACCUAUUCUGAAACACUUGAAAGAUAUUAAAGUGAAGUUCUCAGAUGCUGGCCAGCCUAUGAGUUUUGUCUUAGAAUUUCACUUUGAACCCAAUGAAUAUUUUACAAAUGAAGUGCUGACAAAGACAUAUAGGAUGAGGUCAGAACCAGAUGAUUCUGAUCCCUUUUCUUUUGAUGGACCAGAAAUUAUGGGUUGUACAGGGUGCCAGAUAGAUUGGAAAAAAGGAAAGAAUGUCACUUUGAAAACCAUUAAGAAGAAGCAGAAACACAAGGGACGUGGGACAGUUCGUACUGUGACUAAAACAGUUUCCAAUGACUCUUUCUUUAAUUUUUUUGCCCCUCCUGAAGUUCCUGAGAGUGGAGAUCUGGAUGAUGAUGCUGAAGCUAUCCUUGCUGCAGACUUCGAAAUUGGUCACUUUUUACGUGAGCGUAUAAUCCCGAGAUCAGUGUUAUAUUUUACUGGAGAAGCUAUUGAAGAUGAUGAUGAUGAUUAUGAUGAAGAAGGUGAAGAAGCGGAUGAGGAAGGGGAAGAAGAAGGAGAUGAGGAAAAUGAUCCAGACUAUGACCCAAAGAAGGAUCAAAACCCAGCAGAGUGCAAGCAGCAGUGAAGCAGGAUGUAUGUGGCCUUGAGGAUAACCUGCACUGUAAUAGCCUAAACACAACUCUUAUUUACUUACAGCCUUAUGUUUUUGUAUUUUCUUGGUAGACUAGGUAAUUUUUUUUUAAAGGACAGGAAACUGAUAUUUUAAAGACCAAUUUGUUCUACCUAGCAUUUUAGCUAGUUUUUCUGCCAGAUAUGUUGAAUGCACAAAUUCUGUCACGCAUGUUCAUUCAUUGCUACAUAAUUUGGUUCUUCUGGAAUAUUUUUAUGUAGCUCUUGGAGUACAGCUAUGAAAAUUGACAACUGUUAAAGGAAAUACCUUUUUUUUUUUGUGAUUUUUUUCCUUGAAGAACCAAAGUAUUUUUUUCAGCUGGUUGUUGAAUAGGGUUAAGUCCGCUUGGAUUAGCUGUGCCUUUCAUUACUUUGUUACAGAAAUGCAGUGACUUAUACUAAGAUAAUGUAUUGUUAAAAAAAAAAUUGGCAAGACAACGAUAUGGUUAAGAAUUUCCAGUAUGACCACACCCAAUAACUGUAUUAGAUUGUUAGUGGAUUAUUGUGUUUUAGGUGACAUAGUUAACUGUAAAGUAACCUGACUCAGUGUAGUUACUGGUACCACAGUAAGGUGAAUAAAACGGGAUUUUCAGAAGUUAGCCUGAAUUUACCUGUACUUUUAAAUUUAACCUCCAUUAACUAAGCAUCUUUUCUUUGUGGUAGGGUCUACCUUCUGCUUCCCUGGAAAGGAUGAAUUUACAUCAUUUGACAAGCCUAUUUUCAAGUUAUUUGUUGUUUGUUUGCUUGUUUCUGUUUUUGCAGCCUAAAAUAAAAAUUUCAAAUACAAUUUUAGUUUUUACAAGAUAAUGUCUUAAUUUUGUACCAAUUCAGGUAGAAGCAGAGACCUUCCUUGAAUUAAGGGUUAUACUCAGUUUUUACCACAUUGUUGAAGAAAAGGGUACCAGCUUUGGCAUGAGAUACUAUACUAAUAAGCAAGUGUGGAAAAAAGAAAAUCUUAAGUGAUUUUUGAUGCUUUUUUUUUUUUUUUUUAAUUCAUUUUCUUUGGGUUAGAGCUAGAGAGAAGGCCCCAAGCUUCUGUGGUUUCUUCUAAUUCUUACUGCUUAAAGUAUGAAUAUGUCACUUAAACCCAUGCUUCUGUUUACUGUGUAUUAAAAUGGGUAGUACUGUUUACCUAACUACCUCAUGGAUGUGUUAAGGCAUAUUGAGUUAAAUCUCAUAUAAUGUUUCUCAAUCUUGUUAAAAGCUCAAAAUUUUGGGCCUAUUUGUAAUGCCAGUGUGACACUCAGCAUUUUGUUCACACCACGCUUUGAUAACUAAACUGGAAAACAAAGGUUAAGUACAUCUGUUCUGGAUCUGGGCAGUCAGCACUCUUUUAGAUCUUUGCGUGGCUCCUAUUUUUGUAGAAGUGGAUGGAUGCACUAUUUCACAAGGUCCAAGAUUUUUUUUCAGAUAUUUUUGAUGACUGUAUUGUAGUAAAUACUACAGGGAUAGCACUAUAGUAUUGUCAUGAGACUUAAAAAGUGGAAAUAAGACUAUUUUUGACAAAAGAUGCCAUUAAAUUUCAGACUGUAGAGCCACAUUUAUAAUACCUCAGGCUAAUUACUGUUAAUUCGGGGGUUGAACUUUUGAUGACAGCGAGGGUGGAUUAUUGGAUUGUCAUUAGAGGAAGGUCUAGAUUUCCUGCUCUUAAUAAAAUUACAUUGAAUUCAUUUUUAGAAUUAGUGAAAACUUCCUUUUUGAGAUGUUAGUGUUAAGGUCUUGGAAUGUGAACACAUUGUUUGUAGUGCUAUCCAUUCCUCUCCUGAGAUUUUAACUUACUACUGGAAAUCCUUAACCAAUUGUGAUAGCUUUUUUCUCUUUAUUUUCAAAAUGAUUUCCUUUGCUUUGAUUAGACACUAUGUGCUUUUUUUUUUUUUUUUUAACUGUAGCUCAUCGAAAUGCAGCUUUUUCUGAACUUUAAAGAUAGAAUCCCAUUUUUAAUGAACUGAAGUAGCAAAAUCAUCUUUUUCAUUCUUUAGGAAAUAGCUAUUGCCAAAGUGAAGGUGUAGAUAAUACCUAGUCUUGUUACAUAAUGGGGAUGUGGUUUGCAGAAGAAUUUUCUUAAGGGAUGUUAGUGUUUAUGCCAUUUUUCCAGUUCCAAAAUGAUUCCAUUCCAUUCUAGAAAUUUGAAGUAUGUAACUUGAAAUCCUUAAUAAAAUUUGGAUUUAAUUUUAUAAAAUGUA